CCAGAACACAUAGACUCUUCCGUCAAAAAGGCUGAAAAAUCAGAUGAAACUAAUUCGAAAUCGAACACAAGCACAUGGACAUUAAAGGCAAAGGUACCCCCACACCGCCUGCAGACCUGGCAAUGCUCGAAGACCCGCGACGUCCGUCGAAGAAAUCAAUCACCCCCCCCAGGCGCUCCUCGUAUCAGAGGAGCGGAAUGGAGAGCCUGGACCAGCUCAUAGCGAAGCUCACGCAGAUGGCGGACGGAGCGGGCGGCGUCCAGCUGUCGGCGAUGGACCUUGAGAGCCUGUGUCUGAGGGCCCGCGGAGUGCUGCUGCAGGAGCCAGCGCUGCUGGAGGUCACGGCGCCCGUGAAUGUCCUCGGCGACAUCCACGGACAGUACGGGAACCUGCUGAAGUACUUGGCCUCGGCUGGAUACCCGCCCGAGGGGCGGUACCUGUUGCUGGGCGACUACGUGGACCGGGGCAAGAACUCGAUCGAGACGCUCGCCCUGCUGCUGGCCCUGAAGGUGCGCCACCCGGAGCAUGUCUUCCUCCUGCGAGGCAACCACGAGUCCGCCAGCCUGAACCGCGCGUACGGCUUCUACGACGAGUGCAAGCGCCGCUUCACCGUGAAGAUGUGGCGCACCUUCGUCGACUGCUACAACUGUCUGCCCAUCGCGGCGGUGAUCGAGAACAGCAUCUUCUGCUGCCACGGCGGCCUCAGUCCCGACCUCUUCAACCUCGACCAGAUCCGCAGCAUAGCGCGGCCCUGCGACGUCCCCGAGUCCGGGAUGCUGUGCGACCUCCUGUGGUCCGAUCCGGACUUCACCAACUACGGCUGGAACCCGAACGACCGCGGUGUGAGCCACACCUUCGGCUCGGAUGUGGUCACCACCUUCAUGCUGCGCUUCCACUUCACGCUGAUAUGCCGCGGCCACCAGGUCGUCGAGGACGGCUACGAGUUCUUUGCCAAGCGCCAGCUGUUGACCAUCUUCUCGGCCCCCAACUACUGCGGGGAGUUCGACAAUGCGGGCGCCAUGAUGUCCAUCGAUAAGGAUCUGCUGUGCACCUUUCGCAUUCAGAAGCCAAGCUUUCUUCGUCGACCGAUUUUGUUUAUCGACAAGUGAUCCGCUCCCCGGGGAGUUUUUUCCGGAAUUCGGGUAAAAGGUCAGACCCCAUGGAUUAUCACGGGAUGUCCACACAUCAAUGAAACACUUUAUUGGACCACAGUUACAAUUAUAUAAUUAAGUUUUCCAGUGGAAAA
This is a messenger RNA of Drosophila pseudoobscura, 1246 nucleotides long. It is a transcript of the gene PpN58A, whose product is annotated as Protein phosphatase N at 58A. NCBI's taxonomy places the organism in Eukaryota, Metazoa, Arthropoda, Insecta, Diptera, Drosophilidae. The record is from RefSeq and is a predicted model, not a curated record. The transcript has a single exon. Bases 75 to 1109 code for a protein of 344 amino acids. Gene Ontology annotation, cellular component: cytoplasm; nucleus. Gene Ontology annotation, molecular function: protein serine/threonine phosphatase activity.